Molecule: messenger RNA, 3641 nt
Organism: Struthio camelus australis
Lineage: Eukaryota; Metazoa; Chordata; Aves; Struthioniformes; Struthionidae
Source: RefSeq, a predicted model, not a curated record
GUUCUCUCUACCUGCUUCCCCAGGGGCUUUUUUGGCUGUUGCUGAGCCAUCUACAUUGUGUCGGAUGUGACUGCUAAAAUCCCUCAUCUUCCCAGCGCAAAGAGAAAGCGAAGGAAUAUAUGUUGCCUGCCAAAGACGUUGGGACCUGCUGACGUGACCCUUCUGUAUUGCAGCUCUCUGUUAGUUGGACACUGGUGGCUCCAUGUCCCAACUCCAGAGCUCCUGGGAAACACACCAGCAGAACAUGGCUUAUCUUCAAGAUACAGAUAUGGAGACUGUAGCGGCUAGCACAUCGCUUCCCGACCCAGCCGGUGAGUUUGACAGGAACGUGCCCCGUAUCUGUGGUGUCUGCGGGGACAGAGCCACUGGUUUUCACUUCAACGCGAUGACCUGCGAAGGCUGCAAGGGCUUCUUCAGGAGAAGCAUGAAGAGGAAGGCGAUGUUCACGUGUCCGUUCAACGGUGACUGCAAAAUCACCAAAGACAACCGGCGGCACUGCCAGGCCUGCCGGCUGAAGCGCUGCGUGGACAUUGGCAUGAUGAAAGAAGUCAUCCUGACAGACGAGGAGGUGCAGAGGAAGCGUGAGAUGAUAAUGAAGCGCAAGGAGGAGGAAGCGCUCAAGGAGAGCCUGAAGCCCAAACUCUCAGAGGAGCAGCAGAAAGUCAUUGACGUCCUCCUCGAGGCCCAUCGCAAAACCUACGACCCCACGUACUCUGACUUCACCAAGUUUCGGCCGCCCGUUAGAAGCAACCCUAGCAGCAGGGUGGCAGCGAGGUCCUCCUCCAUCCUCACCCAGGACUUGUCCUCAGAGGACUCCACCGACCUCUUUGGCUCUGAUGCCUUCAACACGUUUCCAGAGUCCAUGGAGCCCCAGAUGUUCUCAAACCUGGUCCUCUCUGAGGAGAAUGAUGAGAGUGCCUCCAUGAACAUCGACUUCUCCCACCUCUCCAUGCUUCCACAUUUAGCAGACCUGGUCAGCUACAGCAUACAGAAGGUGAUCGGCUUUGCCAAAAUGAUCCCAGGAUUCAGGGAUCUGACAGCAGAGGACCAGAUCGCGCUGCUGAAAUCCAGCGCCAUUGAGGUGAUCAUGCUGCGUUCAAACCAAUCCUUCACCCUAGAGGACAUGACGUGGACCUGCGGCAGCAACGACUUUAAGUACAGGAUCAGUGAUGUCACCCAAGCUGGCCACAGCAUGGACCUGCUCGAGCCGCUGGUGAAAUUCCAGGUUGGCUUGAAGAAGCUGAAUCUUCACGAGGAAGAGCACGUGCUCCUCAUGGCCAUCUGCAUCCUGUCCCCAGAUCGCCCUGGCGUGCAGGACAAAUCGCUGGUGGAGUCGCUCCAGGAUCGCCUCUCGGAGAUCCUCCAGACCUACAUCCGCUGCAGGCACCCGCCGCCAGGCAGCCGCCUGCUCUACGCAAAGAUGAUCCAGAAGCUGGCUGACCUGCGGAGCCUGAACGAAGAGCACUCCAAGCAGUACCGCUGCCUCUCCUUCCAGCCCGAGCACAGCAUGCAGCUCACGCCGCUGGUGCUCGAGGUCUUCGGCAACGAGAUAUCCUGACUCCGCCCGUGAGGUUGAGCACCCACGAAUAAAGGGAUAAGUCAGCCCAGCUUCCCAGAGGCAGCGAGUGGAGGGAUGUGACCCUGGGCAGGAGUUUGUACAUAGACAAUUUGAUUUCACACUACUGGUAAUUCUACUUGUUUUCUCCUCCACGGCAGCUGGGGUUUGCUGCUGCAGAGCAGUGACAGACCCACUUCUGUGUUUGGUCCCUCUUCCCCUUCCGUGAGUGACUUUUCUGCUUGUCUGCCGUCUGCAAGAGCUGACUUAUCCCUUUAUGGAUAUUUUGAGGCUGUCUUUGUGCUGGGCUGCCUCAAACCACUUCUUUCUGAACCAAAAGGUUGGGCUGCUUGGAAAGGGAAGUGCUGGGAUGUUGCAUGGGGAAGCAGACUGGCGGCGUUGGGGAGCGCUCAGCGCUGCCCUCCGUUCCCCCUCUAAAAUCUGCAGCACAGACACCGAGUGUGUUCAGGGCUGCCCGAGAGACCCAUGCGCAUGGCCCCCCAUUUCAGGAGAGAUGCCGAUUGAUUUGCACCCCCCCCAAAUCUCUGCAAGAAAAUGCCCUGGCCCCCCUGGCCAAGGCAGAAGCUGUGCUGUGCUGUAGGCUCCGUGUCGCUGCGUGCAAUGAAAACCACUCCUUUGAGCUGCUGUGAGGCUGGUGAGAGGCCAAAGCCAUGUGUCAGGGCUCACCUCUGGCCUGAGAGGGGAGACGUGUCCUAAAUCUUUAGAGGGGAUAGCUGGACAUGCUGUAAUUUGCGUUCCCAACACUGCUGCCCAGCAAUGAGGGAGCAGAGAGCGCAGGAGAACGGCCAGCCUCUGCACCACGGUGAGACCGCUUGCGUCGAGCUGUUCUCAGCAGGUUUGCCAAGCCUGUGCGAAUCUCGCGUAACUCCUCCGCGCUCACCCCAGCUCAUGCUGGGAACACGAUUCAGAAAUGACACCCGUUGACACCACAGGCCUUGAGCAGCCAGUGAAGGCGGCGUUGCGUUAAUGGCGAAGGUCCAAGUUCGGAUCCAGCCUGCUGAGGUUGCCUUUGUGACGCUGGAAAACCAGCCCUGAGGCUGCUCGGGGUUGUCCUGCACGCUGCUGUCCCUGCUCGGUGCCACCCUGCAGAGACCGGGCCAGUGGUGAAGGGGUGGCCCUUUGUCUGCACUAAACCAGAGCGUUGUGCUUUGCUCUUGCACACGUCUGGGGCAAUCCCCAUGCAAAGGAGGCCCUUCGUGCAGCAAAGCCAGCUCCCCUGCGGGCCAAAACCUCCUGGCGCUUCUCAGGGGAGAGCCUGUUCUUGCUCCCUGGCAGGGUUUAAGAUUAGAGGACGUAUCCCCCAAGCAAAAGCAAGCCAGACAGUGGGAGCGAAACCUCCAGGAGGGCAGAUUUAGGGCCACGGAGCAAUCCAUGAUGGCCCCAGCUGGGGCAUAUGGGCUGCAUGUGGGUCUCUGGGAGUGGGAGGCAGCUGAAAUCAGUGCAUCUCUCAGCCCCAGCGGCAGGGGAGGGCACACAGCCAGCGGGGCCCGUUUGGGCACCGUCUUAUAAAUGCAGCCCUGGUGCCAGUAAAGCCCAGCGGAGCUGCAAAAAGGGAGCCGUUCUCCCCAAAACGGGGAAGAGACACUGCUUGCCUCUGUCCCAGCUGCCAUCGCAGGGACUGCAAGAGCCAAGUGCCUUGAAAGGCUGCGCUGGGCGAGGACCUUCCGUGUCCGCCGGCUCCUCACCGAGCAGCGGCCCCCGCCGGGAAGCAUGGAAAAGCCGUUGCGUCCUCAGUCCCCUACUCCAGACCUUCCCCAACCAUGGGGCGCAUCCCUCGCUGCCAGCCCCAGCUCGGGCCUUUAACCCAGGAGCUGCUGAGCAGGGACCUGGCAGCAACGGGAAACCACUGCUGCAUCCCACGACAGGCAGCGCCGCUCCAAGCUUUUCCUGGGGCUAACCUGUCCUGAAACCGGCCGAGCGAGCGGCCCGGUGUAAGUGACUGAUUUAAUACAGCCACGAGCUGCCGGGGGGUGGAUUUGAAGGAUGGCGAAUGUGAAUCCAGCGUGGGACCGGGGUGGCGAUGCACUUUAUCCAGGGGGGAUGCCAGGAGCCUCCCGGGGCUGUG